Molecule: messenger RNA, 5064 nt
Organism: Nilaparvata lugens (brown planthopper)
Lineage: Eukaryota; Metazoa; Arthropoda; Insecta; Hemiptera; Delphacidae
Exons: 4
Coding region: 1658-3889 (743 amino acids)
Source: RefSeq, a predicted model, not a curated record
ACUCUUCUUUAUAAAAAUCUCUUCGAAAUUAUGUGAUUUUCUAAGACGUUUGUUCUCUGGGCUCCAUCUUAAGAUUCUACUGCACACCCACCUAACAAGCUGAAAAGUAAGCAUAUUGCUUACACUCAUACCUCAAGAAUGGAUUGAACUAUUUCCUUGAAAGUUCGUAGGACUCAACUAUAUGCUUUUACAGAGAGCAUACGCUUUUCAUAAUUUCAUUAUUUCUUCAAGUUUUUCUUAUUUUAGCUAUUUAAACAUGAAUUUGCUAUUUUGGAAAAGAAGCAUCGAGAAACGAAUUUGAAAAUACAGUGACCUUUAGAAUAACAACACAAAUCUAAAUCCGUUUGAAUUUUGUUCAAAUUCCUAAUAGUUUUGCAAUAAACUGAGUCGUUAAAUUGCAAAUUUGAACCAAAAAUGAACCGUUACAUUGCCAACCUAGUUCGAGGGUUAUUCUCCAGAGAGCUCUACUGUUGAAACGUAACCCCCACCACCUACUACUUACAUACUAAGACUGCCCAGCAGUGUAUCAAUGAAUGAAUUGAAUGAAUGACCACAAGAAAGAGUGGGAAUGGGAGGGGAAUAGAUGAGAAGUCUGUUACACUCUCUCUCUGUCUCUCAAUUCCAGCUAGCUUUUGCCAUAUCCAUGCCAUGUGUGACUUAUUAGUUAGUUGAAACGUGACAGUGACAGUUCAUCCAGUCAUUUGUGAUAAGUUACUAUGGGUUUUCAUUUAUAGAAACGUUUUGCCUUGUUUAUUCUAGACAAUCCUUGUUAGUGAAUAAUACUUUUUCUAUUCUAUUCCUAUUGACUUCGAAUCACGUGAAAUGUUAUAAAAAUGUUGAAGUGCAUGCGACCAAAUUAUUUAUCAUAAAAAAUGGACGAAACGCCGAAGCCUCAUCAAAGUCGCCGACGCUUUAGACACAAAAGUGGACGCAGAUUGAAACUUAGCGCGAAACCGCUUAAACGAAGAGGAACAGCGUUAAUUCAAUACUGGGCUUCCAAAAGGUAAGCUAAUAUUUGAUACACAUCCAUAAUUUCCUUCAUCAAGAACCAUAACAAUCAAUAUAUCUCCAUUUGUAAUUUGAGUAAUAAAGCUUCAAUUCUCAAUCGAAUAUACAAUUAUACAUGUCAACGUUUUUAGAAAUAUUGAACAGUUUCACGAUUCUAUGCUAUGAAAGCUCAGGGAACUUGGAAAACACCCAUUCAAAAAAUGUCAAUUGUCAAUUACGAAUAGUGUAAUCGGCAGACCUAUCUUACACUAAUUUUACUGCAUUUUCCAUAAUAUAUUUUCACUAUUUUUUGAAUGGGAAAUUCGUCAUUGCCACCUAUGAAUAGUCCUAUUGAUCUUGUUUUUUUUGUAAUUCCAGGGGCAGAGGCAGAAGUGAAGCUCAGACCGAAGAGUAUAAUGACUCCGAAAAUUCUACGAUAAAUACGGCCUCUGACGCAGAUUUCGUCGCUGAAGAAAGCAAUGUCUGUGACACUUGUCCAGAAAACAAAGACGUUUACGACACUCAUACAGAAAUAAUUGCAGAAGAAAGAAAAAGAACAGAAAGCAGCAUCACCAAAUUAGAAGGUAGACGAAUAGUGGACAUCAAUUCGUUUAUUGUGCAAAUUCAACAAAUCGAUGACCACUUACCAUUUCAUUGCGGUUUUAAAGAUAUGGUAGUAGUGAAAGAACGAAGAAUAGGAUUAAAUUCGUGUAUAACAUUGAAGUGUAAAAUGUGCAAUGAAAAGAAAUCACUGUGGACAAAUUUUUCAAACGAAAACACCAUGGAUGUGAAUACAUCAGCAGUUUCCGGUACAAUCAGCACAGGAGGAGGACAUGCACAGCUGGAAGAGGUUAUGUCAUCCCUAGACAUUCCCUGCAUGACCUACCACACCUUUAGGAAGUAUCAUGACCGAGUAGCUGAAGCCUGGAAGGAAACCGCCGCAAAAUCAAUGGAGAUGGCAGCAGAAGAAGAAAAGCGGGAAGCGAUCAAAAGGGGAGACGUUGAUAGUGAUGGAGUACCUUUAUUGACUGUUGUUGCGGAUGGCUGUUGGGCGAAGCGCUCCUAUCGUACCAAAUAUAAUUCCCUCUCUGGUGUGGCUGCUAUUGUUGGAUACCACACCAAGAAAGUAUUAUACGUUGGAGUGAAGAACAAAUACUGUACGCUUUGUGUACGGGCUGAACGAUCGGGUAAGCAGGCAAAAGAGCAUGUAUGUUUCAAGAAUUGGGGAACACAUCAAAGUUCUACAAGUAUGGAGGCUGCACUUAUUGCUGAGGGAUUUUCAUUGAGUGAAGAAAUGUAUGGGGUACGAUACAAUCGGCUUAUUGCUGACGGUGAUAGUAGUGUCUAUAAAACGUUGCUUGAUCGGAGGCCCUAUAAGAAUACUACUAUACUUAAAAUUGAGUGUAGAAACCAUCUUUUACGAAACUACUGCAAUAAAAUUAGAGAGAUUGCUCUGACAAGCGAUAAAGGACAUAGCCCUAUUACGUUACGCAAGAAGAUAGGUGACAGGCUACUAAGACUAAGAUACGGAGUUACAAGAGCAGUGAUAUACCAUCAGAAAAAUCCUAACAAAAUUGAAAGGAUCGAAAUGUUGAAAGAGGACAUUUUGAAUGGACCGAAUCACGUUUUUGGGGACCAUGGAAACUGCAAAAAUUAUUUUUGCAGUGGUACAGACCUACGCAACUUACCAAAUUUAGUGCCUAGUCUAGAAGCAGUUGGGCUUUUUCAGCGAGUCAAAAAUGCUGCUCGUUUUUUGAGUCUACAAGCCUCUAGUUUACUUGAAGAUGUCGACAGCAACUACGUGGAGCACUACAACCACGCAGUUGCUAAAUUUGUCGGUGGAAAGAGAAUAAAUUUCACAUCUCGCGGAAGCUACCAGGCAAGGUGUGAGGGAGCUGUUGUUCAGCACAAUACGGGAAUGGCCCUGUACAACUUGCAUAAAACUAUGUGCAAUUCUUCAAGUCCUGGAAGAUUCUAUAAGUCAGUCCAGGUUAAACGUAGAAAAAAGAUAGAACAGGACAGAAGAAGGAGAAAUAUAUCAUCAAGAAAAUCACUUUUCUCUACAGCCAUCCAAAAAACAACAGUUGACCAUGAUUACGGACCGAAUGCUCAACGCCCUGACAUCAGUGAAAAAGAACUUGUCAUUGAGAAAAAUAGGUUUUUAGCCUCACUGGUGUUAUCAGAAGAGAGCCGUCACCAGUUGGAAAGGAGGACUGUCCUGCAGCAUCACUCCGCUGAAUGGCUUGAAGAGAGACAGAAAAGGAUUACUGCAUCAAAUUUUGGACGAAUAAGCAAGAGAAGGCCAAAUACCGGAUGUGAAAAUGUAGUUCGCGAACUAUUGUAUGGGGGCGGUAAAAAUUGUUCAGCAAUGGAGUAUGGGAGGAUGAACGAGGAGGCUGCUCUAAAAAAAGUUAGUGAGAUAGCUGGACAAAAAAUUUUGAAAUGUGGGCUAUUCAUUGAUGCCGAUUUUCCAUUUCUGGCAGCAUCGCCGGAUGGAUUAUUAGAAGAUGGGCAUGGUAUUGUGGAGGUCAAAUGCCCUCAGACAAUAAAGGACCUACUCCCAAGGGAAGCAGCAAAGUUGAAAAUAUUGAAAUUUUGCAAAAUUGAAGAUACAGAUAUCGAAUUGAACACAAACCAUAACUACUACUAUCAAAUACAGGGACAACUCCACAUUACGAAACGUCAGUACUGCUUAUUUUGUAUAUGGUCGCCAAAGGGGACAGAAGUUGUUACUGUAUACAAAGAUGAGCAGUUCUGGAGUUCGAAGAUUCUUGAACAAGUGAAAAAAUUUUAUAUGGACUGUGUAUUGCCGGAGCUUGUUGAUCCUCGACACACGCGUUCAAUGCCAAUUCGAAAUCCAGAUUGGAUUAUUGAGGCGCAAGAAGCACGUAAGAAGAAAUAAUGAUGACACAAACAUAACUGGAAAAUAAAAACAAAUAUUGUCACAUACCACUUAUUUAUUAUUAAAACUUACAUUAAAGUAUUAUUAAAGUAAUACUUUAUUAAAGUAAACUUACAUUAAAGUAAUGUACCUAGGUUUCAUAAUGGCCUAGGCUUACAUUACUUUAAUGUAAGUUUUAAUAAUAAAUAAGUGGUAUGUGACAAUAUUUGUUUUUAUUUUCCAUUAUGGAGAAAUACCACAACAUCUCCUCAAACACAAUCAAUUAUACAAACAUAACUAUUCUUCCUUUUCUCCUUUUAUAGUAGUAGUUAUGGUUUGUGUUCAAUUCUAUAUUUGUGUCUUCAAUUUUGCAAAAUUUCAAUAUUUUCAUUUUUAACAAAGUCAUUUUUCAUUGUUCAUUGCACCGGUAAGGGCAUUUGUGCAGAGAGAAAAAGAGAAAGAAACGAGUGAGAGCGAGGAGGAGAAUGAGAAGAUUUAGAACGGAAAGAGUGAGGAGAAGUGGAUGGAAAAGAGGGAGAAGAAGAAUAAGGGGAAAAGAAGGAGGAGAAGGUGAAGGAGGAAUGAGAAAAAGAUUAAAAAGAAGGAGGAGAAGGUGAAGAAGGAGGAAUAGGAGAAGAAAGAGGAGAUGGUGAAGAAGGAGAACAAGAAGAAGGAGAACAAGAAGAAGUAAGGCUUAUUAUUUCUCAAAAUUCACGUAAUAUUGUUUGAAGACCAUCAACAUAUUUUAUCGUCUUAUCUGUCUCAACUUCCGCUGAAAUAUAUUUAAAAUACAUAGAAAUAUAUUUUCAAUUACUUCUUUUAUAUUAUUUUUUUAUUAUUAAUAAUACUUUUUUAGAUUAAUUUUUCCAUUUUAAAACAAGUAAUGAGUUUGUACUUCUCGCACACAUUUUGUGUUUGAGAAAACUCACAAAGAAAAGUUUUCUUCUGAUAUUGAUAAAUUUGAAGUUGUAGGGUAUAAUAGUAGCUUCAGUUUCUAGUGUAAUAGUAGUUCUAGUAACAGUAUAGUGUAUAUUUAUGUGAUAUUGAAUUCCUGGGCUGACUACCUUUAGGAUAUAAUUCAAUUAUCUUCUGACUUAUUGUAGUUUAUCAAUGUAUAUAUAGAAAUAUAUUUUCAAUUACUUCUUUUAUAUUAUUUUUUUAUAAAACAUAAAAAACUUACUUAAUACUUACUUACU